AUGAUUGAGACAUAUAGCAUUUGGAACCUUCACGGGGAACAAUUAGAGCAUGCUUCGUCUUCAAAUGCCACAAGAGUGGACAAUGUUCAACCUAUUGUGGAUGCUAAUGAUCAAGUCAUGGAUAUUAUACAGGAUGUUUUUCCAUUUGCAUCAACCAACAUGAAUCAAGAAGAGCAAGAUGAUGUGCCUACACCAAUAGACAGUGCGGAGUUUGAACAAUAUGAAAAAUUGUUAAAAAAUGCCAACCAAGAGUUAUACCCGGGGUGCGAGAGCUUUUCCGUUCUCACGGCCAUUGUGGAGCUAAUGCACGGAAAAAUAAAGUAUCGUAUGUCGAACCUGUGUUUCGAUUACUUUUUGGGGGUUUUCAAGAGAAUGUUUCCGACGGACAAUUGUUUGCCGAAAGACCAUAAACAGGCGCAGAAGGUGUUGAAUGGUCUUGGAUUGGGUUAUGAAAAAAUUCAUGCUUGCAAAAACAAUUGCAUGUUAUUCUACAAAGAGCAUGAAUCGUUGGAUACAUGUCCUAUAUGCAAUGAGUCGAGGUUCAAGAUGACAUCUCAGAAUAGGACGACUAAGAUCCCACAAAAAGUCAUGCGUUAUUUGCCCCUGAAACCUAGGUUGCAGCGAUUGUAUAUGUCGACGCAUACUGCCACAAACAUGAGAUGGCAUAAGGAAAAAUAG
Prunus armeniaca (apricot) is the source of this 678-nucleotide messenger RNA. Lineage: Eukaryota; Viridiplantae; Streptophyta; Magnoliopsida; Rosales; Rosaceae. The record is from the annotation of a GenBank genome assembly.